This is a messenger RNA of Pangasianodon hypophthalmus (striped catfish), 7768 nucleotides long. RefSeq names its product tumor necrosis factor receptor superfamily member 14. Gene Ontology annotation, cellular component: external side of plasma membrane. The coding region runs from base 1322 to 2113 and encodes 263 amino acids. NCBI's taxonomy places the organism in Eukaryota, Metazoa, Chordata, Actinopteri, Siluriformes, Pangasiidae. Gene Ontology annotation, biological process: positive regulation of T cell migration; positive regulation of peptidyl-tyrosine phosphorylation; defense response to Gram-negative bacterium. Gene Ontology annotation, molecular function: protein binding. The transcript is spliced from 9 exons. The record is from RefSeq and is a predicted model, not a curated record.
AAAAUAAUAAAAAUAAAGAAAAACCACUGAAGGAGAAGGUGUGUCCAAACUUUUGACUGGUACUGUAAGUUGUAUCUUCGUUUUGUGCCAUUAGUUUUAUUAGGUGUAAGUUAUGAGUUAGCUAGUUAGCUGUCUGGCUAACUUCGCUGUGUGGUGAAAUGAGUUUAUAAUCAUUAUUUAAUACUGUAAUUGGUUUGAAAUGAUCAAUAAUCUGCAAUCAUUACCAGGUUUAGGGAUCAACACUUAUACUUCCUUGUUUCAUAGUUUUGGGGAGUCUAUAAUUUUUAAGAACUUCUACAAAAACAUGAUAUAAUAAUUCUCAUAAAUCUUUCCAGAAGUGUUUAUAAAAAUUGGAUGUAAGACCAUCUGGGCCUGGAGCUUUGACCAAUGUUAGUUUAUCAAUAGCAUCAUCAAGCUCGUUUAUAGGUAAGUUCUCAUCACAAAUCUUUUUGAAACUAUCCUCUACCCUGGGUAUUUGUCCUUUAAUAGUCUCAAACAAAAAAGCAAAGACAACCUGUGGGUGAAUAAAGUGAAGAAUAAAUAUUCUUGUAAAAGUAGUAAAUCUCUUUAGAAAUUAAAGAUUGAUCAGUACAUUCCUUAUCUUUAACAAGCAUGCUUUUAAUUGCAUUAUGUUCUUGCUGUCUCUUUUGUAGAUUUCAACGAGAUCUGAUGAAAGCUCCUUUUGCUUUUUUAAGAUAUAAAUCAUCUAAGAUAUAAUCAUAUUUUUUAAGAUAUAAAUCACUACAAUUUUUUUUGUCUAACUUCUAAUGAAUCAGUCAUAUUACAUUAUACUACUUAUAUAUUAAAUUCUACAGUCACAGAAUAUCCCACAUAUGGUUUAACAUGAAUUGUUGUGUUUUCAGUAUUUUGCACAAUAUAAUGCAACUUCAAGAUGUAGCAAUGUUUUAUAUAACGUAAUAAACGCUAUCUGCAAUAAUCACAGAGAACCUCAGUUAAUUUCCGCUCACUGUCCCUCCCCGGAAGUGCUCAUAUGACUACACGGAAAAUAAAACCAAGAACAGCGGCAGCUAUUUUUGUGGAUAAUAAGGAAUCGUAACUUCUGAGUAAUUUACGGUGUUUCUGGUUAAAACUAAAGUAUGUACAAGAAAAAAAAGUAUAGUAAUUGGACUUGUUCCUGAGGUAAUAUUCCGUCGGUCGCGACACUGACUGAGAGAAUAAGGCAUCUUUCUACUGAAAAACAUUCAACUCGACUACAGAAGAAAAUGGAGGACAACAAAGUGAAAGGAGGGUGAAAUGGCAGUGCUCAAGAAACGACGCUGUCCAUACUGCUAUCACCCAGUUCUGCUGCACUGGUCUAACUAUGUGUUUAGAUAAAAUCAUGAAAUCCACGUUUCUGACCCUUCGCUUGUUCAUAUUCGGUGUUCAUGCUGUCCUCACAUAUGGAGCCAGAUGUGGGCAAAGUGAAUAUCUAUCAGCAGCUGGAGAAUGUUGUCCUAUGUGUAAUAUAGGGUCGGUGGUUUUCAAAGACUGUAGUGGUGAUUACAGUACAACAUGCAAACCUUGUUCUAAAGGAACAUUCAUGAAUGAGCCUAAUGGCUUAUCCAACUGUUUUCCAUGUAAAACCUGUGACACAGGCCUUUAUAUUUUACAAGACUGUACCACAAUAAAGAAUACAGUCUGUGAGGUCUUGGAUGGAUAUUAUUGCAUGCAUUACUUUGAAGGAGAAUGCUCUCAUGCAAUGAAACACAGUAAAUGUAAACCAGGGCAACAAAUAAAAACUCCAGGCACUAAGGCCUCAGAUACAGUUUGUGAGCCCUGUCCACGAGGAUUUUAUUCUCCUGAAGGUGUGACCUGUUCUAAAUGGACUGACUGUUCACUCUAUAAUGAGAUUGAGGACCAAGAAGGCACUUCCAUUACAGAUGUUAAAUGCAAACCGAGAAGGCACACAUAUGUUCUCCUAGCAUCUGUUCUCACAGCUGCAGUUCUUUCACUGUCAUUUAUGGUGUUAUAUUUGAUACACAGACAAGUAAUCAAAUGUAGCACAACAUUAAAUAGUACUGUAGAGGAAACAGCUCCUCAGCUUUCAGUAUGCGCACCAUCAUCCAGUAAACUGGAAGAAGAUCAGGAAACAGAUUCACUAGCUGUAACCUGAUUGUAACAAGGAACACACCGUGCCUGUGAAAACAUGGUGAAUUGAUUCAAUUCAAUUCAAUUCAUUUUUAUUUGUAUAGCGCUUUUUUACAAAGGUCAUUGUCUCAAAGCAGCUUUACACAAACAAAAGUAAAGUGAAGUGUGUGUGUGACGUCUCUGAUGAGCAAGCAGGGCGACGGUGACAAGGAAAAACUCCCUGAGAUGGUGAUAGGAAGAAACCUUGAGAGGAACCGGGCUCAACAGAGAACCCAUCCUCAUAUGGGUUUACACUGUAGUGCGUGUGUGUGUGUGUACAAUGUGUGUUGGUGUAGUCCAUGGAAAACAUCUGAAGCGUUUUCGUGGCAGUAUGAAGCAUUGCCGGUGGACAGGUCCAGAGUGAAGGGGGGGGGGUCUGGAUUACCAGCAGCUCAGGAGUGAUGCUCAUCUGGUCCAGAGCGUAGGGGGGUCUGGAUCACCGGCAGCUCAGGAGUGUAGCUCGGCAGAAAGAGAAGGAAAGUGGUUAGGUACUCUCACAGUCACCGUGUGGAGAUAAAACUCAACAUCCACGAGUCCCCCAGAUCUACUCCUUUGAUAAAAACACUAGUCGCUAAAUGCUAGGUUAAAUAAAUAAGUCUUCAACCUCGACUUAAACACGUACAUUAACUGGGAGGCUAUUCCAUAAUUUUGGGGCUUGGUAAGAGAAAGCUCUGCCCCCUGCCGUGGUUUUGGCAAUGCGUGGUACUGAUAGACAGCCUGCAUCCUUAGAGCGAAGUACGCGCGGCGGAACGUAAGGUACUAACAUAUCGCUUAAAUACUGCGGAGCGAGACCGUUUAAUGCUUUAUAGGUUAGGAGUAAUAUUUUAAAAUCGAUGCGGAAUCUUACUGGGAGCCAGUGUAAUGUAGAUAAGACUGGCGUGAUAUGCUCAUACUUCCUAGUCCUAGUAAGGACCCUCGCUGCUGCGUUCUGAACUAUCUGAAGCUUAUUUAUGCAUCUAGACGAACAUCCAGAUAGUAAAGCAUUACAGUAAUCUAAUCUGGACGUGAUAAAUGCAUGGACUAGUUUUUCAGCAUCACUUAGCGAAAGUAUAUUUCUAAUCUUAGCGAUAUUUCUGAGGUGGAAAAAUGCUAACCUGCUUACAUUAUCUACAUGCGCCUCAAAUGAGAGAUUAGAGUCUAUAAUCACACCGAGAUCUUUUACUGUUGGACUACUUGAAACAGAGAGACCAUCUAAAGUAACAGUGUGAUCUCUAAACUUACUUCUAGCGGCUUGUGGUCCCAGUACCAGAACCUCUGUUUUUUCUGGGUUUAGCAGGAGAAAGUUGCUUAGCAUCCAGUCUCUUAUGUCUAUCGCACAUGCCUCAACUUUCUUUAACUGGCUAUUCUCAUCUGGCCUAGCUGAGACGUAUAACUGUGUGUCAUCAGCAUAACAGUGGAAGCUAAUGUUAUGUUUACGGAUUAUGUUACCUAAAGGGAGCAUGUAUAACGUGAAAAGCAGUGGGCCUAAGACUGAACCCUGCGGAACGCCAUAUUCUACUCGAUAACGUGCUGAGUGGUCACCGUUUACAUCUACAAACUGAUAACGAUCAGUUAAAUAAGAUCUAAACCAGUCGAUUAAUUCCUACGACCUUUUCCAGUCUGUGAAGAAGGAUAUUAUGGUCGAUAGUGUCGAACGCUGCGCUAAGGUCGAGUAAAAUUAAUAGACUAAUGCAACCCCGAUCAGAGGCUAAUAGCAAGUCAUUGACUACUUUGACUAAUGCUGUCUCUGUGCUGUGGUGGGGCCUGAAACCUGACUGAUAAAGUUCAUAGAUAUUAUUACUUUGUAGAUAUGAAAUUAGCUGCUGCGCUACUACUUUCUCUAGUAUUUUAGAUAGAAAGGGAAGGUUUGAAAUCGGCCUAUAGUUAGUUAAGUCGUUAGGGUCAAGGUCUGGUUUCUUCACUAGUGGUUUAAUAACAGCUAAUUUAAGUGAUUUUGGAACGUACCCAUUGCUCAGUGAGGAGUUAAUUAUUUUAAGCAGAGGUUCAGUUACGGUUCCAACUAUUUGCUUAAGAAGACGUGUUGGUACCGGAUCUAAUAGACAGGUUGAUGAUUUAGCAGAAGAGAUGAGUGAGAUUAAAUCAUUCUCUUCAAGAGGAGUAAAACUUUCUAAGCUCUGAUCUAUGGUUAGUCUAUCCUCCCAGUCUAUUGUAUAAUUUGGACUUUGGGCCUGUAUCUUCUGCCUAAUGUUUUUAAUUUUGCUAUCAAAGAAUUUCAUGAAAUCGUUACUUUUGUAUGCUGUUAUUGUGGAAAUUUCUGUCGAUGUCUUAUUCCUAGUUAAUUCUGCUAUGGUGUUAAAUAAGAAUUUAGGAUUACUUUUAUUAUUUUCUGUAAGCGUUGAUAAGUAAGUGGACCUAGCUUGCCUUAGAGCUUUUUUAUAGGCUAAAAUACUGUCUUUCCAUGCUAUUUUAAAUGCUAGGAGUUUGGUCUGGUGCCAUUUACGCUCUAGCUUUCAGGCGUUCCGUUUUAGAGAGCGGGUGUGAUCACUAUACCACGGAGCGAGUUUCUUAUCUUUAAUUGUUUUUCUUCUAAGUGGGGCUACAUUAUCUAAGGUACAGCGGAAUGUCGACUCUAAAAAUUCUAAAAAUUUCAGUGUGUUUCUUACCAAACCAUCAGCUCUACAAAAGGAGAAAUAGACUUUUUUUUUUUUUGGUUUGGAAACCCAAAAAAGUGACAGGUGAUUUUUUGAGAGGCUUCUCUGGUUAAUGCCCUCUUUACUGAUCACUGACUCUCUUCUCGGCAGAGCGGGAUUGUGCCGUAUUCUUUCCAUUUUGUGUUAAUGGAUUUAAUGGUGCUCCACAGGACAUUCAAAGUUUAGGAUAUUUUUUAUAAUUACACCCUGAUUGGUACUUUUACAGAACUUUGUCCUACACUUUUUUUUUUUGAUAGUUCCUGCAUCUUCAUGAUUCGUAUUGUUUAGGUAUGUUGUCUGUUCCUGGAACAUGAAGAUGAUGUAAUAAUUUAACUCGGCUUCACUCUAUUCUGCUAAUUAUGUGACUUCUGCUGGAAACUGGUUACAUCUAACUAAUUUAGGGUUCAGUACUAGUUUAGAGUUUCACUUUUUUUCAUUGAUGCAAUCACACCUUUUAAAUUGUAAUUUGUAAUUAAUUUUUGAAAAGUAUUUGAUUUUCCUCUACUUCAAUAUUGUGAGUUAAACUGUAUCUCUUUGGGCUUGAUUUCUAACAUUAUUAUGGUUUGCUCUUGUAUCACGUGCAUUUUCCAAACCUUUAUGUUCAUGCCCUAAGAGAACACAAGUGUCUAAAUUUUUGUCAGGAACUCUUAAAUAUUGCCCAUUGCGAUUGCAUAAAAACCACCUUUCUUAUAACACUAAUUUUAUAUCUGGGAUUCUUUAGGGCUUUUCCCACUUGAAAUAGUUAUCCCUGGGUCAUUCUAAACCCCGGGUAAACAGAGUCCUGGGUUAUCCGCUUUCACAUUUCACAUUGCUCAUACUUUACUCAGGGUUAACAAUUAAUCCUGAGGAUUCAUAAUCUGACGUUUCACACUGUACAUUCAUAAACCCUGGGUUAACAUUCUUACCAUGACUGGAUAAAUACAACAACCAUGACUGGAUAAAUACAACACGCGACCGGUUUAAGUGACAGCUUGUCUCGUGCUUUUGCAUCAGUGAGAAAAAAUGUCACCAUAUAAAUCCACCUUGGCGGUUUUAAGCCUCCUGAGACGCAGAAAGGCAAGAAAACAAAGACAAAAAGGCAAAAGAAAGAAAACACAGAGACUUGUGUUUACUUUUACAGUAGCAUCAUUGUUUACUGCUCUGUCCUCAUCUCAGAAAUUACGGGUCAUUCCCAAGAGACAGUACAGGAUGAUCGCUCAACUCUUAGGAGUCAGGAUUUCUACUGUUUGCACGGAGGUUCAGCAGGUAGACUACUUCUAACAUUCAUUAAACUGCUUAGAAAUAGACCAAAUGAUACAUCGAUUUAAGGGGGAAAAUAUUGAGGAUGAAAAAAAGUAAAGCAGCUAGUGCAUUUUUUUAAUGUUCAUCUCAAAAAUGUGAACUAUAAAGUUUAUCCCAGUAUUUUUUUUUCGUUUAGCUGAAGCAAGUGAUCCAUGCAAAGUUAUUAAUCCCUAGGAGGCAUUAACAAUUAACGAAUAGUUCAAUUCCUGAUUGGGUGUCUGUUACGGCUAGAUGCUUAGCCACAAUCUAACACUGCAUCGUGUCACACUGUACACGUUUGGCACAAUGUGGGGUUAACACUGCAAAAGCGGUGCUAACCCCGCUUCUAAAUCACAAGUGUGGAACUUUCCUCUAACAUUCAUGUGCUGGCCAGCUACAGUACAAUCAGUACUGACAAUCAGUACUGUAAAAGAAAUGCAAAAAAUUCUACUCCAUUUGAUACUAAAAAUGGAAAAAACAGUAACUUUGAGUUCAAUGUAUUUUAAUGUAAUCUACGAAUCAUAUGGCAAUAAUAAACUACAUCCAUCAGCAGGAAAAUCAAUGACAAAGUCUAAUUGCACUUAUAUCUAUUUUAGCCUAUAUUGCAGAAUUUUUUAAAGAUCAGGGGGCCUGAACAGCAAAACAAAGGUUUAAAAUAGACAAAGAGUUUGUUUGUCCUACAUUUUACAUAAUUACACAUGCUUAUAGAUCUGUUGUGUUGGUAAAUAAGCCUACUUUCUGAAAUCAGACAUCAGUGACCAAACUGGGGGCCAAGUGGUUUUGUAUUUGAAUUUGUCAUUAUUUAUUUGUGGUACUUGCUAACAUAAGCAUCAACAUUGGCAUGACCAUGAACACUGAACCCAAUUUAGGUGAUGUAGCCAAAACCAGUCAAAUCCAAAUGCCUUUUUCUAUUAUUGUUUUCUGUAAAUUACUUACAACUUUUUUACUGUGUUGUAUAAAAAGAGUUCUAAUACAUUAUUCUAUUCUAUGUUCUAAUACAAUCAAAUACAUUAUUGUUUUAUAUUUUUUUAUGACAUCCACAGGAACCUGUAUUGUUUUAUAUUUUGUAUAAAAAAAUGUAUAAAAAAAAAAAAGAUGUGUGAUCAUUGAUGUGUUGAAGUUUUGUCUGAAGAAAUGUUUAACUUUUUUGUGAAGAGUGUACAGUAUGACACGGGAAAGCCUGCAGGACAGGGCUCUGAGCUUUAACAGGAGAUAUCAGGAACUAACUUGUUAUGUAGAUGUUACGCAUUAAAAUUAAAGGAUAAAAUGUAAAACAAAACGUUCUUUAAUAAUUUGCUUUGUUGGCAAAUUGCUGUGGUAUAAGAGAAAUAAGACACUUCAGGAUGUGCUAUUAUUGGAAAAUAAUCAACUUCAGGGUUAUAACAGUAACUGCUCUGAUGUUGAUUAUUUUCCUAUAACAGCACUCUUUAUAGUGUUUUUAAUCCUUGCAUAUAUUUAACAUCACUUUUGUAAUGAAAUGGUUGACAGACAGACAGAUAAGCAAAGGGGAGCCGAAUGCUAAUGUUAGGGAACUGUUCUAUGUUUGCUGGCUUGUACACAAGUUCUUAGUGUGUUGCUAUUCAGUGAGUCGGAUCAUUUGGUUCGGCUCAUUAAUAAGAGCCGAAUCUUUAGCCCUUUAAACGGCUCAUUAUCAUUUUUUUUCCCUGAACAAAAGUUUGUAAUGAUCCAUGAUUAUUAUUCUUUGCCUAAUUAUGUCUGAAAUUGUUUUAUAAAAUCUUAAUCUAACGUCA